UGCGCCAGAGCUGCAGGAAUGAAUACGCCUUUGUGCACAUCUGUUUAACUACCUCCACUUCCUACGACUACUGAGAGUGUCUGGAACUGCCUUAUAUAUACCCCAACUAGACCUUCUCUCUUUCGCUACUACCUACCUACCUACCUAGGGAUGAUGGCUGUACCGUUGUCCCUCACGGAACAUCUCAACAGGCUGGUUCCAUUGCAUCUCCUCGUCCCAGCCAUCAUCAUCGUCAUUACCUUAUUGGCAGCCGGCGCUUUGGUGAACAGCUCCGCGAUCAAGGACAUUUACGAGCCGAAAGAAAAGCCCAUCAUUACAGUCGAAGAGCUAUGGCACUAUCCCGUCAAAGGCCUGGGCGGAAUCAAACUCGACAAAGCCACCAUCGGUCGUCAAGGCUUCGAACACGAUCGCACCUUCGUCCUCGUCAAAGUCCACCGCGAUGAGAAAACGGGAGAAGUUGCCGUUCUCGAACCGAUGUACAGUGGAUUCAAUUUGCACAUGGUGCUCUUCCAAUGCAUCAUCGAAGACCGAGAGAAAGGUCCCGAACAUGCUUCAAUCACAAUCACUCGCGUGGGACCCGAGAAUCCCAAUCCGACACAAUUGACCUACACGGGCCAUUCGGAGCAUCAAAUUCGCUUUCCUCUGCAACCAGACAUGAAGACACUGGUCAAGACGAAUAUGGAUAUGCACGGCAGUGCAUGUGAAGUCUUUGACAUGGGCUCCGAGAUUUCCGCCUGGCUUUCCAAAUAUGUCCAGCACGAGACGAAGCUCUUCUACAUUGGCUCGAAUGCUCGAGUGGUGUUGGGAUCAGGAGCCCCCAACAGCCCCGAAGCCAUCGAGAAGCGAUCACCGGCUUCCGCAUUAAUUCGCAAAAUUCUCCCCAAGCCGCUCGUGACUCCCACCGAAACUAUCACGUUUCAAGAUAUUGGGCAAUACCUCGUCGUGACCCGAGAAUCCAACGCCGACAUCUCCUCCCGCCUCGACGGGAGCACGGAAAUGGAUAUUCACAAAUUCCGACCCAACAUCAUUGUCUCGGGCGCACCUGCCGCGUUUGAUGAGGAUUUUUGGUCGCAGCUCGUGUUUCCCCACAAUAUCCACAUGGACUUUGGCGGGACGUGUUGGAGGUGUCAGGCGAUUACUGUCGAUACCAAGACGGGAAAGAAAGCCGAAGGUCCCGAGGGAGAGGUGUGGAAACGCUUGAAUCAGUAUCGGAGAGUGGACAAGGGGUGGAAAUACGGGCCGGUGUUUGGGAAAUAUAGUUAUACCAGCUUGAAGGAUUGUGGAAAGACGAUACAGGUCGGCGAUCAGGCGGUUUUGACGAAGAGGGUUAAGGAACAACCAAUUUUCGAUUGGCCACUCCCCAAGGCAGUUGUCGCUGCCUUUUCGUAAACAGUGUCAGACGAGGUGAAAGUGGACGGGAAUGGUUGGACGCAGAGAGUAUGCGUGCAUUACAAUGGAUCCAGUAGGAGGUAGUGAUUGCGCAAAGUGGUGGCACCAAAUCUCUCCUCCCACAUGCCCCCAGUUUCCCGUCGCCUGUUCUGGGAGUUCUCCCAUACCUGAACAUCAAUGUCCUGACCCUUUGCGAAUAUUUCCCAUGGCUGCAAUCCUCCCUCCUGACCGUCACUCGCAUGCUUUGUGGCGGAAGUGCCACAGAAUUUGAGCUGGCAGUGCAAUUACCAACCUACGCAUCGCUAUCGUUUCCCCCGCCGUCUUCAUCCUCCUCCGCGUCCUCCGGAGUCGUCAUGUCGAGUCCGAGGCGAACACGAACUGGGUGACCAAGAGGCCACUGAAUGUAAGUCAGCCCAGACAUGUCUCUCAGCCAUUCAUGUAUCGUUCUUCCGGUGUAAAGACUGUCGAAAGCAAUCUCACAAAGUUUCUCCGCUUUGGCCUUGUUCGCAGCGUUGGUGCCCUCUGGGACAAAGCGCACUACUGAUGUUCCAUUAUGGAUACCUCGCACACGCCACCGGUAGGGUCCUUGGGAUGGCUGACGAAUCAUAAUCUUCCGGAUUCGACACGAAGGGGACAAGCUUGUGGACAGCUGUGACAGGAACUGUGCCCAGCAGUCUUGAGCUAUGCUAUCUGGUCGAGGGUUGUCCAAACAUAUCCUGUGGAGGCUGAAGGACUGGAGAUCGAACUUUGCCAGAGUGCGCACCAAGUCUGCGGUGGUCACCAUGGUCUUGCCAAGCUCCAAACUGGUCAAGAAAGGGAGAUGGACUGGAGGCGUGGGUGAGUCAGUGAGUGGCGCACUCUUUGCGGCAACAGAAAUGGGACGACCGAGCCAAUCUACGAUACGCCAACCCCUCUGAUGACGAGUCCUCGGACGACGAGGAUGAUCAGCGUGAUUAAUGUAGGGAAGAAAGUUCAGUCGAAGGGACUGCAAUUGCGUUGUGCGAUGCAAGAAUAGGCGGAGGGGUGUGUCUUCGACGUCCACACACGCAAACGAUGGAUUAUCAUCUGUGUCUGAUAUCUCAUCGGUCGGAAUGUCAAGCAUGAGUGUCUUCAGGUCUGCAAGGACUGCACUGAUGGAUGUGUUCCGAGGCAGAAGGAAUGAUUCUGGCUGCAGCUUUGAACUCUUUUUGGUGAAUACUUCGAUAUUGCUAGGCCGGGCAUUGGCCUGAGUCAAGGCUGAGAGGAGCAUCGGGAACAACAGUGCAUGCGGUCUACGAUCCACGACAUAAUUUUCCGAGAACAGCGACCAGCCCCAAGAGCGCCAUUUAGCAUAAGGGCCAUCUCGAAUACGUCCAUAUCCGUCGUAGUCUCUGAGGCCGACGGUUUUCAAAUUUGGUAGGUUUGAAAAGACCUCAGCAAGCAUGUCCCGCGCAAGACCGGUUUGCAACAGCACGUCCCGGUUGACAUAACCAUUCUUGGUCCGGCUGCACCUGAUUUCUGGCGUAAGCGAGAAAUGACUUGAAUCAAUGAGAACUUCGCGCAGUCUUGAAGCUAGGCCCGGGUGUCUGGAGAUGCCGACUAGCGCCUCGAGGCUCUCGUGUUCUAUCAAGAAUUGGCGCUUGGUGAAGAACUCGCGGGCAAAGUCCACGAAGAGCUUCAUCUCGAUUUCCUUACACGAUCGUCGCAGAGCGCCCAAUUCUGGCGUAGUCAGGAAGGAAGCGACUCUGACCAGUAUCUCUGGUGGCAGAUUGGCGAGUUGCCAGUGAGACGGCGGCAGUGGUGUAAUGGAAGCCAUAUGGAUGCGGGAGGCUUGUUUUGCU
Molecule: messenger RNA, 3209 nt
Organism: Sphaerulina musiva SO2202
Lineage: Eukaryota; Fungi; Ascomycota; Dothideomycetes; Mycosphaerellales; Mycosphaerellaceae
Exons: 4
Coding region: 151-1389 (412 amino acids)
Molecular function (GO): catalytic activity; molybdenum ion binding; pyridoxal phosphate binding
Source: RefSeq, a predicted model, not a curated record